AUGGACCAAGCUCAUCAGUUCUCCCGAUUAGGGUUUUUAAAAGACGCAACUCCUCUAUCUCUUCGGUUGGGUGGUGCCGUAGCAGGGAGCUCUAGCGUAUUUCUCAAUUCCAGAAUGGCUAGAGGAUUGAAGAAGCAUUUGAAGAGGCUCAAUGCCCCGAAGCAUUGGAUGCUUGACAAACUGGGUGGUGCAUUUGCUCCCAAGCCUUCAUCUGGACCACACAAAUCUAGGGAAUGCCUGCCACUCAUACUCAUUUUGCGAAACCGGCUGAAGUAUGCCCUGACAUACCGUGAAGUCAUUGCUAUUCUGAUGCAGCGACAUGUCCUCGUUAAUGGCAAAGUCAGGACGGACAAGACAUAUCCUUCUGGUUUUAUGGAUGUUGUAUCCAUCCCUAAAACAAAUGAAAACUUCCGCCUGCUGUAUGACACUAAAGGAAGAUUCCGUCUUCACUCUGUCAGAGAUGAUGAAGCUAAGUUCAAACUCUGCAAGGUUCGCUCAGUACAGUUUGGGCAAAAAGGUAUCCCAUACCUGAACACGUAUGAUGGUCGCACCAUCCGUUACCCAGACCCUGUCAUCAGGGCUAAUGACACCAUCAAGUUGGACUUGGAGGAAAACAAAAUUGUUGAUUUCAUCAAAUUUGAUGUUGGGAAUGUAGUGAUGGUGACAGGUGGAAGGAAUAGGGGGCGUGUUGGAGUGAUAAAGAGCAGAGAGAAGCACAAGGGAAGCUUUGAGACUAUCCAUGUUCAAGAUGUUACUGGGCACGAAUUUGCAACUCGUUUGGGCAAUGUGUUUACCAUCGGCAAGGGAACAAAACCUUGGGUAUCUCUUCCCAAGGGUAAAGGUAUUAAGCUUUCAAUCAUCGAGGAAGCUAGGAAGAGGAUUGCCGCCCAACAAGCAACUGCUGCUUAA
This is a messenger RNA of Sphenostylis stenocarpa, 909 nucleotides long. The record is from the annotation of a GenBank genome assembly. Lineage: Eukaryota; Viridiplantae; Streptophyta; Magnoliopsida; Fabales; Fabaceae.